UGUCACACCACUGCUCGGUGUCACAACACAUUAGACAUGCUGCAACACUAGCCAACUGCAGGACUUUUUCCUCUUUCACACUUUGCAGUUGAAGCAAACGGUCAGGGCUUUAAUAACUGUAUAUGCACAGACUCCAAGGGGACCCACAACUCUCCAAAAAUGUGCCCAACUGGGCACAAGCCCCCUGGCUGGAACAGCAUGACAGUGCAAAGGUGCUGGAGGCCACCCAGGGGCACCGAAUCAUCACCACUCACCUGCCCUACAACCUGCUGUCUUCUGCACUUCAGGGCUCCAAAGCUAAGGACCUGCAAGGCUCGAUGGAGAGGAUCAGCUCUUUCCUGCAGUGCCCCCUGGUGGGCGAGGAGUUAACCAACGCCCUGAGACACUUUAGCUUCAGCAGCACGAGCGAUAACGCCAUGGUGAACUACACUCAGAUCCCAAAGGAAAUCAUUGACCACAGCAAAAGCAAAUUCAUGAGGAAAGGUAAAAUCGGUGACUGGAGAAACACUUUCUCAGAGGAGCAGAUUGGUAUUUUUGACACCGUCUACAGCUACCAGAUGAAAGACUGUCCCUUGACCUUCAUGUGGGAGUGUCCUCCUGAGUCCUGUGGGGGAGGAGGAGGAGGACAGGCCUCUGGGGAUCAGGAUAGGGCCCUUAUCCUCCAUGAUGCCGGAGAUUGAUGGAUACGCUUCAUACAAGUCCUGGAAUUCUCUCACUUUUUGUGAAUGUACAUAUAAUGUACACAACCCAAUAUAGUAAAACUAUAUAAUAAAAUUG
Messenger RNA from Oncorhynchus tshawytscha (Chinook salmon), 777 nucleotides. RefSeq names its product sulfotransferase 2B1-like. Gene Ontology annotation, molecular function: sulfotransferase activity. The record is from RefSeq and is a predicted model, not a curated record. NCBI's taxonomy places the organism in Eukaryota, Metazoa, Chordata, Actinopteri, Salmoniformes, Salmonidae. Gene Ontology annotation, biological process: sulfation. Bases 123 to 680 code for a protein of 185 amino acids. Gene Ontology annotation, cellular component: cytoplasm. The transcript has 4 exons.